AUGAAAGAAAAAAGUGCAAUCGAUGAAUUGAUGAAGUUGGAAGAGUUCGUUGAAACUCGAAAUGAGUGGUGUACAAAGGUUGAAAAAGAAAAGAAAAGAGGUGGAAAGAGAACUCCAAAAUUUCAAAUAGAAGAAGGAUCGUCUUCUCAACCUCAAAAGAAACUCAAAAAGAAAGCAGUUGAUACAAUGUUGGUUGAUGAAUCUGAAGAAGAUGAAACAGAAGCUGACGUUGAAAAAGAUCAAGAUCAACUAUCUCCUGAAACUGAGCGUUUGUUGAAAUCUAUUGAUGAUAUGUUAGAAUCUGUGAAAUCAGCUAGUCAGAAAGCAGUUGAUGAUGAAGAAAAGAGUUUAUCUGCUGAAGAAGGUGAUUUGGAUGCUGAAGUUGAUCGUUGGAUCAAAGAAAACUUCGAUCCAAGAGAUAGAGUGCAACAAAAGAAAAGAAAAAGGAGUGUGGACGAUGAUGAUGAAACGUAUGUACCACCAGAAAAUGUUCAGGUCGUAACACCACCAUCUUCUGAAGGCAGAAAGGAAUCUACAUCAAGGAAACGUGUUGUAACUCCUAUAGUACGAAAGUUAAAAAUCAAGCUGAGUUCAAAAUUUAUCCAAGAUCCACAACCACCAUCACCACCACCUGAACCACAACCAAAAUCACCACAACAACAACCAUCACCACCACAACAACCAUCACCACCACAAAAACCAUUACCACAACAUUUUCAAUUACUACAAUCACCACCACAGCAUCACAUUUCUUCACCCAUUCAUGAACAGCCUCAAAUAACUUCACCACAAAUUCAACAAACACCACCAAUCCCACAAUCACCAAUUCAAACAACUCCUGGAUCAUCUAAGGUUGAAGCUGAUCAAGUUGAUAUUGAUAUUCUGAAAGUUCGCAUAGCUAUUUUGGAAGAAGAAAAGGCUCGAAGGGAUGAGCAAAAUGAAUACUUCAAGUUGAAAAAUAAAGAAUUGGAAGCCCAAAAUGCUAAGAAGGAACAUGAUAAAUAUAUGUUAAAGAAAGUGAUUGAAGACUUGAUUGGUAAGUCGAUAGAACAAAGAUUUGAAGAGAUUGAGCUUGAAGAAGUUAGAGCGAAACGUAAAGCUGAAAUUGAAGCUGAAAUGAAGAAUAAGGGAAAAGAUGUUCAAGUUGAAGGUGUUGCUCAAGUUACGGAAAGGGCAAUUGUUCCAUCAAAUGUUCCUGAAUCAUCUAUUCUAGAUCCUUGUCCAAUUACUUCAGUAUCUGGUGAAAUUGACGACGAUGAUGAUGAUAUUCUGAAAGAUGAUGCAGAUGAUGUAUAUUCUGUUCACAGUGAUGAUGAUGAUGAUGAUGGUAAUGAUGAUGAUCAAGAACCAGAGAAUGCUAGAGGUGAGGGGGAGCAUGAUGAUGCUGAAAAGGUUGAUGAAAGUGUUGAUCAGAGUAUAAGGUUGAUUCUACGUCUUGAACAUGAUGUAGAGGAAGAGGAAAUAUUUCAUACUUACACUUUAGCUGAGAUUGUUAAGAUGACACAUGUUGAAGAAAAUAAUUUUAACUUUGAUUUUGAAGAAGAGUUGAACAAGUUUGAUAUCAAUCAGCAACCAGACUAUCAGUACAAGUAUGUUGAAGAAGCUGAUAACUAUGACAAAGUUGAAGUAGAAGACUGGAGUGAUGAAGAUCAGUCUGAGAAUGUGAAUGUUGAUACUUCUAGCUAUCCAACACUUGCUGAAUUUUUCAGUCAGGCGAAUGAGGAUGAGCUGAGAAGAAAAGUUACUGAAAGUGUCAAGAAUAAAAAUUUUCAAGAAAUGUCAAAGGAAGAACAACGCGAAGAACGUAAAAAGUGGUUCAGGAAAGAUACAGAAAGGAAAUUCAAAAGACCACUGAAGUAUUACAAAAGAGAUAGAGAAGUUUCUUUGGGAGAUAUCAUAAGUCGGGGUAUCUGCCACAAGUGA
Messenger RNA from Helianthus annuus (common sunflower), 1923 nucleotides. Its product is annotated as glutamic acid-rich protein-like. The record is from RefSeq and is a predicted model, not a curated record. The transcript is spliced from 3 exons. NCBI's taxonomy places the organism in Eukaryota, Viridiplantae, Streptophyta, Magnoliopsida, Asterales, Asteraceae. The coding region runs from base 1 to 1923 and encodes 640 amino acids.